Molecule: messenger RNA, 3313 nt
Organism: Podarcis raffonei (Aeolian wall lizard)
Lineage: Eukaryota; Metazoa; Chordata; Lepidosauria; Squamata; Lacertidae
Product: zinc finger protein 345-like
Exons: 4
Coding region: 353-2434 (693 amino acids)
Biological process (GO): regulation of transcription by RNA polymerase II
Cellular component (GO): nucleus
Molecular function (GO): RNA polymerase II cis-regulatory region sequence-specific DNA binding; DNA-binding transcription activator activity, RNA polymerase II-specific
Source: RefSeq, a predicted model, not a curated record
GAAAAGGCGUCGCAGGCACGACCACCAGAGGGCUCUGGCUACAGCUGAGGGAGGGGAUCUCGCUCCCUGCCUUUCCCAAGCUCUCUAUUCUUUCCCACCCAGGAUAUCAGGGGGCUGAGCUUCCUAGGUCACCCCAGCUGCGGCGGGUUCCCCCGUAGCAACCAGGCAGCCGCGGCUGCUGCUCCCGGCGAAGCGCGGCGUGCGGUCGGGUGGCCGACCGGAGGGAGAACUGCCGCUGGCCGGGCUCAGCCUCGUGGCGCAGCAGCCGCGGGCGCCGCUCGCAGCCCUUAACCCUUCCGCAGCCGGAGACUCCAGAGGCUGUGAUCUGUCUGAGCUGCGGCUGCUGGUGGCAAUGGAGCAGUAUGUGCUGUUGGAUCCCCGGCAGAAGGCCUUGUACCACGACGUCAUGCAGGAGAGCUACGAGACGCUGAUGGCACUUGAAUUUCCACUGUCCAAGCCUGACUUGCUGUCCCGAUUGGAACAAGGAGAUGAGGCGACAACCUUUGACCUGCAGGACCCGAGUGUCAUCCUUCCAGCCAUCGGUGGCAACAUGGAGGAAGAGAAUCUUCCUGCACAGAAGGACCCCAAAGAGGUGGAGCCGGCAGCAGAAGACUCCGAGAGUCCCAGGGAUGUUGAUCUGAGCUAUAGCAUCCUGGCUGAGAGCCCCCUGCCGCCCGCUCUGCCUUCAUCCCCGCCCCCUCCUCCUGCCGCCCUCCACAACCCCAACAACUGCCUCCAGUGUGGCAAAACCUUCAGCCACAAGUCUGCCUUGGUGAAACACCAGAAGAUCCACACGGGAGAGAAGCCCUAUGAGUGCGAGGAGUGCGGGAAGGGCUUCAUCCAGCGCUCCGACCUGACGAUCCACCAGAGAACCCACACGGGGGAGCGGCCGUACCACUGCUCUGACUGCGGGAAGAGCUUCAGCGUCAGCUCCACGCUGCUGACCCACCAGCGGACCCACGCGCCGGGGGGAGAGAAGCCCAACCGCUGCCCCGAGUGCAGGAAGUGCUUCAGCGAGCCGGCAGCCCUGGAGCGGCACCGCAAGAGCCACGCCGGAGAGAAGCCCCACGAGUGCGUUGACUGCGGGAAGAGCUUCGCCUGGAGCUCCCACCUAGAGAGGCACCGGCGGAUCCACACCGGCGAGAAGCCCUACAAGUGCCCCGAGUGUGGGCGGGCGUUCGCCUGGAGCUCGCACCUGGAUCGCCACAGGCGAACGCACGCCGGGGCAGCUCUGCCCGAGGAGGCUCCGCCCUCAAAAUGCGCAGAUUGCGGCAAGCGGGUCAACCACAUCACUCAGCCUCAGCGCUUCAAGCACAAAGCCACCCAGACCCCUCUGGAGCACGAGGAUGCAGAGGCAGCGGAGGAACAGGAGGCCGAGGCCGAGGCACGGCCCUAUCCGUGCACAGUCUGCGGGAAACGCUUCAGCCAGAGCUCCAACCUGCUCAAACACCAGCGCGUCCACACAGGGGAAAAGCCCUACCAGUGCCCCGAAUGUGGGCGGCGGUUUAGCUGGUGCUCUGCCCUCCUCAAGCAUCAACGCGCCCACAGCAACAGCAGGCCGCACUCCUGCCCAGAGUGCGCCCGCAGCUUCUGGGACCCUGCCUCUCUGGCCAAACACCAGCUCAGCCACACCGGCGGGAAGCCUCACCAGUGUCCGGACUGCAACAAAAGCUUCGGGUGGAGCUCGCACUUGGAGCGACACCGGCGUAUCCACACCGGGGAGAAGCCCUACGAGUGCGGGGACUGCGGCCGGGGGUUCACAGUGGGCUCCCACUUGGAGAGGCACCGGCGCAUCCACACUGGGGCCCGGCCCCAUGGCUGCGGGGAGUGCGGCAAGACCUUUGCCGUCGGUGCCACGCUGGCCACCCACCGGCGCCUCCACGACGCCAAGUCCAAGCCUCACCGCUGCCCCGAAUGUGGGAAAGGGUUCAGCAGCGCGGCGGUGCUUGAACGUCACCGCCGGUUGCACCGCGGAGAGAAGCCCUACCAGUGCGAUGUCUGCGGCAGGGGCUUUGCUUGGAGCUCGCAUUUCGACCGCCACCGGCUCUCGCACACCGGAGAGAAGCCCUUUCCGUGCGCCUACUGCGGGAAGUGCUUCGGCCGCAGCUCCCACCGCAACCGGCACCAGCGUGCUCACGCAGUCUCCAAAGACCAAUGCCUGCCGCAGAGCAACCAAGACGAUGCAUCGCUGGCAACGGCCGCGCCUGAAUGGUGGGAAGGGGAAGGUGAAAGGAGGGUCCCACUGGAGCAGCAGGAAGUCUGGUCGUCUCCACUAGAUCCCGUUGGCCCUUUCCCGUGGGUGGCCAAAUCUGCUGGUGAUGCAUGGAGGACCAUAGGGGGAAACGGUUUGGGGCAAGAAGCCGAGAGUUUGACAGCCACUGCCAGAAGCUGGACUCAGCCAGCUGCUCACAUGCCCACUACUAACCCCCCUUGAUCAAUGCUGUGCAAAUCUCACUCCCAUUUUGCUGCCCCUUCUGCUCUUCGCACACAGAAACACUCAAACACUUCCCCCUUACCCAGUAAACCAACUGUAGCUGGUCCGUAUCUGCCUUGCCUCCCCACACCUACAUGGGCCAAAUGUGACGGUUGAGCAGGGCCCACAUCACGGGAUGCUGUGCUUUGAAGGCCCAGCACUCAGUUGAUUGUUGGCACGUCAAAGCACCACACAGAGCUCUUUGCAAGGAACCCUGUGCUGUGCUUUGAGGUACUGCCAACCAACUGAUCUUUGCUGCUUCGGAAGCCAUUUUUGGCCCUACACAUCUGUCUUUUUAUGUGCCUGCAUGUGACGUCAUAUAUGACACCUGGUGAUUGGCAGGUGGGCGUGGCUUGGCUAAAGUUCCUUACCCCUAGUUAAAGAGCUGAAGUUGGGCUGAGGAGCCAAAGUUGCAUGACACGAGGAAGGAAGUGGGACCCACUGAAUUGUUCGUAUUGCAAGUUCAGGUUCUGGUUGCCAAGGGGGUCUCAUUGGACUCAGCUGUGUCACAGAGUGUGGCAGAGGCUGGAAACAUGUCAUGUCCAACUUUGAGAACGACCCUCUCCCUCCACAGAUUAAACCACUGGAACCCUAGAACGAAGAAGAUCCAAGAAGACACAAAUAAAGAAAAAAUAGGAGUACAGUGGUACCUUGGUUCUCAAACUUAAUCCAUUCUGGAAAUCUAUUCCAAAACCAAACUGUUCCAGAACCAAGGCACGCUUUCCCAUAGAAAUGCAAAAUGAAUUAAUCCAUUCCAGACUUUUAAAAACAACCCCUAAAACAGCAAUUUAACAUGAAUUUUACUCUCUAAUGAGACCAUUGAUCCUUAAAAUGAAAGCA